GCGCAGGCCAGAGCCGAAAGUGUCGUGGAAGGUGCGCUUCCAACCAGAAUUUGGAAGUUUUUUUCCAUAUUGAUUAGUUAUGUCGCUUUUGUUGUUUACUCGCCACAUUUUUUUAGCCAGUUAAUUGUGCUUUCGCAAAACGCGGCCGCAAAUCGGCAUAAAAAUUUGCAAAAUCCAAAAACGAAGAAACGAAAUAAAUCUCAGCAGCUGGCAGCUGGGAGCGUGACCGAAAUCGGGAGCAGAGAGCGCCAUCAACAUUGUCAUCGCUAUCCAAUUGAAUCAAAUCCAAUCCCCAACGACGCAACGGAAGAGUCGCGGCCCAGCGCACAAUCCCUCGAUGUCCGCGGGUGUGGGAGGCGGAGGGAGCAUAACCACAGACCACCAUAGCCGUUUGUACUUCCUCAACUCGCCGACGGCGCCGCUCACCGCUCGCGACCCCUUCUUCAUCAAGCCGGAGUACCUCAGCUAUGAGAGUCCCAUGCACCAUCUCUACCCCUCGAACCGGGGCCUCAUAGAGUACAACAACUACAGCACAACCGCAGCGGCCGCCGCAGCCGCAGCCUCUGCCACAACCUCCGUCUCCGUGUCUGUCGCUGCCACAGCCAGUAGUGGGAGCGGUGCAGGAACCACACCAGGAGCGGGCGCGGGAUCCGGUUCGGGUUCGGCGGGGAACAGCGUUGCCAGCGUUGCGGCUGUCCUGAAUUUGGAGAACACCUUCCAGCAGCAGCAGCAGCAGGCGGGCAAUCCCCACCAGCAACAGCAGCAGCAGCAGCAUUCGCAGGAACAGAACGUUGGCGGGCAGCACCAGCAGACGCCGCAUCCCCUGCACCAUCAUCUCUCCACGGGAGUUGUCGUUGUCGGCGGCCCAAGUGGUAACGGUGGUGGUGCUGGUGGGAUCCUUGGAGUCGGGCUCGGCGUUGGCGGUGGCCAUCUGUCGCAAUCGUCGCGCGCCCAAAAGGCGGCCCGUCGGCGCAGCAACGAAUCGAUCGAGGCCCGUGAGCGCCGCCUGGAACGGAACGCGGCUCGGAUGCGGGACAAGCGUUCGAAGGAGUCGGAGGCGGAGUACCGCCUCCGGUUGGCCAAGAAUGCCGAGGCGAAUCGCGUCCGUCGCCAGAACGAAAACGAAGUACAAAGAACCCUAAGACUGAUGAAGAACGCCGCCAGGCAGCGUCUGCGACGGGCCAGCGAGACGUCCGACGAGCGGAAAAAGCGACUGGCGAAGGCGGCGGAGCGGAUGCGGGUGGCGAGGGCCAGUGCGCCCAAGGUCAUAAAGCCGCCGCUAGCGGAUCGGCUUAAGGGCUACUAAAACUACACACCCACACACACACACACACACAGAAACUGAGGUAAACACACACAAAUACACACAUACGCAGACAGACAGGUCUGGAGAGGAUCAGCUGGGGAAGCAGUGCAAGUGCAGUGGGACAAGCUGUGUAAAAGCGGUGCAAUCAGUGCACGGCAAACCUUUGGAGCUGGCUCCAGACAAAGAAGAAAACACAGAGAAAGAUAAGCAGUGGGAAGGAGAGAGAUGGAGAGAGCGGUUGAGCGGAUUCAGUGCUGUAGAGGAUCAUCGGCGUCGUUUUAGACAUCUAUAAAUUAUAUAUAUUGUAUACAUAUGUAUGUAGAGCGAGAGAAAACCAGGAUUAGAAGAGAGACCAGAAACCAGUUGGGAGUCCAAAAGGAAAGUGAGAAAACAGGAGGCGGAUGGAUGGCAGGAUCUGAAUAUGAUAUGGAAUACGACGGUGGCACAUUUACAUAGAUAUAGGGCCGGCAAUUUUUUUUUUAAGUUAACAUUUAACAUGAUGAAGUAAAGUAAAAAGUAAAGUAUUUUUAUAAUGCAUGCAUUAUAUUCGUACGAUAUAUAAAUACAUAUAUACACAUACACACAUAUGUAGCUAUGUAUACACAUAAGCACACAGACACACACGAACAUACCCAUGCAUGCAUACAUACACAUAAAUGUAUGUGUCACGUCACUCAAAAGCUCACAUACUCACACACACACACACACAGACACGCACGAAAAAGCCAGAAGGAGCUUCAACCCUACAAUGAAAACAUAUUAGGGUUCCUCACCUCACUGAACUGUACAUAAAUAUUUGAGAAUGGCAAUCGGGAAGGAUGGAUGUCGUCCAAAGGUGGUGCUCAAGAGGCAGGAGGGUAGGGCAGAGGCAACAAGUGUCACCGCCAUAUUAGUGGUAGGAGUGUCUCCUAAACUUCUAACAGGUGGCGGGGGGAGGCUAAAUAAUGUUUUGUCAUUCAGACUGAUAUAUUGAUCGGAUCUAGCUGCAAUAAGGUAAAGCAAUACAUUUCAGCUGUGUAAGAAUUACCCCCUUUACAAUGCAGACGCAUUUGUAACGAUUAACCGACUAGAGAAACUCUAGUGGAGUCAGUCCCAGUCCCAUCAUGGCAGUUGUGGCUGGCCUCGUUCACAUUGGCACACGGCGACUCUCGUGAGGCACCCUAGCGCUUGAGACGCCAUCAGAACAACCAACCCCCAUAUGUGUGUUGUAGUGUGUAACCAUGUAACCCAAAACGGACAUUGACGGGCACAUAAGGACCGCAUAUGCAUACACACUUGACUGGGGCAUAUGUGGAUACACACAGCUGUACAAAUGAUCCGUUGCCAGGCAUUAUGUAUAACGCAAUUUUUGUUAUAGCACGCAAUCUUUCCACAUUAUCCACAAACACACCCUCUCCCACAAUCCACACCCAAAAGCCCAAAUUCUCAGAAACAAACAAAAAUAAUGUAAGUUUCCUUUGAACUAAAGGAUAUUACAGACAAAAAAAAAAAACAAAACAAAAAAACAAUGAUAUAUUAACAUUAUAUUAUUAAUAAAGGUAACAAUUAAGUUCUAGUCGAAAUUUCAAAUUGGUUUUCCUUGUUUUUGUGUCUUAAUAUUUUUAGCAAUUGUUUUAUUGUAAACUUAAGAUUAAAUACAUUUUGUUGCGUAUUGUAACAUGCAAUAUACAUAUACACUCAAGAGAACAAC
This is a messenger RNA of Drosophila obscura, 2996 nucleotides long. RefSeq names its product probable serine/threonine-protein kinase mps1. The coding region runs from base 338 to 1306 and encodes 322 amino acids. NCBI's taxonomy places the organism in Eukaryota, Metazoa, Arthropoda, Insecta, Diptera, Drosophilidae. The record is from RefSeq and is a predicted model, not a curated record. The transcript has a single exon.